GUAGCCAGUGAUUGUGGUAGAGGUGGUUGUGUGGUGGCACAGGAGAGAGGAGGGAGGGAAGUAGGUGCCAGUGAGUGUACGUAGGGUGUAGAACCGGGCCACUUCCCCCAAUCCUUCUACCCCCUUUUCAGGGGUCCCAGUGCCCCGCCGUGCGUGUGUGGUGUGCACCAAAUACUUGGCUUCUGUACCGGGUUCUUCAACCUACGGUUUUAGCUGCGGGAGGUGUGGGUAGCUAGAGCAGCAGCCAUCACCAGCAGAGGAGGAAAGGCAGGGCCUAGCGAGCCUUGGGUGCUGCAGUAGUACCCUGGGAUUUGCCCAUCUGAAGACGUGCCCGUGUGUGCCCGCCCGCGCGCGUUGUCCGUCUCGCAGUGGCGCGCCGCCCGCUCGCCUGCCCCCCCUCGAGAGUCGUCCCGUUCGGCAUAAUAGCCACAACAGAGGGGCCUGGACGUGUGGAAAUAUAUACCUGUUGGGGGAAAAUGAGUGCGUGAGUCAGGGUUCUUCUUCUUCUUAGCUUCUUAUAGUCUCAGUGAUCGUCCGCCGCCGCGUUCUCCCUCCUGCCGGAGGAGAAGAAGAAGAAGAAAAGGGAGUAGAAGUAGAAGUAGAAGGGGAGUGAGUGCCUUUAGGAAAGCUUGCCCCUUCUUUCCUUUCGUCCGUCCUUCCUUCCUCUCAAAGACAGCCCGACAAGAGGAGAUCGCUGCUGUCUUCUUCGGGAGAAGGGCCGACGUAGUGAGUAGUGAAAUCUGAUGAUUCGAACAGUGCCGUCGCCGAGUGUUCUCCGGGCGGUGGAGAGGUACCGAGGGGGGCGUCGUCGUCAUCAUCAUCAUCAUCGUCUCUCAGGCGUCUGAAGCAGCCCUUUGGAGUGUUUCGGGGGGAGGUUUCAUAUCGGAAAAAGUGCAAAAGAAGUAGUGUUUUGUUCAAGGGGCGUUCUUAAAAGGAAUAGUAUAUCUAGAAAGAAAAUCAAAUAAGUAAAUAGAGAUAGCUGACGGAGGCUGUCCUCGAAGUGAAAAGGAGUUCGAUACCAUUCGUGCCCUCUUCGGGAAUUCAUUCCUCCUCCUCCUCCUCCUCCUGGGUGUCCAAAGUGAAACCAAAGUCGAGUUAUGAUGCGGGAUAGGGAUGCGAUGUCCGCUGACGAGAGCGUGGCCUCGUCCUCGGCCGAACCGAGUGUCGUGGCCGCCGAAAACGCGGCCGGGGGCAAGAGGAAGAAGGGCCGGUCCAAGUCGGCCUCCAGACUCCACGACAAGUCCAAGAACAAGGUCCGCCACUCGAAGGACCCCGUCUCACUCCUGCCCAAUCGCCUCCAGCUCUCCAUGCUCAAUUCGGGACUUAUCAAUAUCACGGAAGAGGAGAAGGCUAUAGGUGCUAUGCCCACAAAACCCACAGAUUCCAGAGACUUUCCACGACUCUGCGCAGAGCAUCGCAAAUACCCCAUCCUUUACAAAGUAGAAUUUCAGAUGGCUGUCAAGGUGGAGCCGCACAGCAUCAGACACGCGCUGAAGGAAACUAACGAGUGCAAGAAUCAAAAUAAGAGAAGCCUCGCGUACGAUUACAACAGAGUGGUUCUGGAACCUACACCUGGAGUCCCAGAUUCUGACUACAUCAAUGCCUCUUACGUAGAUAGCCUGCUGACUCCCAAAGCUUACGUAGCAACACAGGGUCCCCUGGAGAACACCAUCGGUGAUUUCUGGCGAUUGGUCUGGCAAGAAAGGUCUCGACUCAUCGUCAUGCUUACGAAGACCUUCGACUUCAUCAAGGUAAUGUGCGUUCAGUACUGGCCGGCCAACGUAGGAUGCUGCGACAGGUACGAAGGAAUCCAGGUGCACUUGGUGAAGGAGGAACAACUAGCCAACUUCCAGAUCAGGACUCUGAGACUCUCGCAAGAGGGAACUAACGAAGUCCGCGAUGUGGUCCAGUUCCACUACACGGAGUGGCCUUCCCACACCCACCCGUUCAUCAACGCCCUUCUGGAGUUCCGCAGAAGAAUUAGGAUAUGGAUGAAUUCGCACAUCACGCCUGCAGAUGGACCUACCAUAGUGCAUUGUGGCGAUGGCGGUGCGAGAACUGGCGUUUACCUAGCGGUCGACAGCAACUUGGAAUUACACGAGGAGGACGGUAAAUUCGAUAUUUACGGAUACGUCAAGAAAAUGAGAGCGGCGAGAUCAGGUCUCAUAGAGACUGUGGAUCAGUACAGGUUCGUCUACGACGUCCUGGAGGAGUUCCUCCUCUGCGGCUACUCCUUCUUCCCCGUCAGCGAGUUGUCGCAGCGCCUCAAGCACAAAUCCAUGAAGGUCUCCGGAAACAAGAACGAAUAUCAGGUGGAAUUCGAGAAAAUAUGCAAGAUGACCCCAAGAUUCACCAUCGGAGACUGCGCAGGAGGUCAUCGCGCAGACAAUAGGGUCAAGAACAGAAAUGUCCUCUGUGUUCCUCCUGAUAACUUCCGUCCGUAUAUCACGUCGUUCCAGGGUAAUAGCAACACAGAUUAUAUUAAUGCUGUAUUUGUAGAUGGUUACUUGAGACCACGAGAGUAUAUUGUGGCCGAGUGGCCGUUGAGAUCGACCAUAUCAGACUUCUGGUCUCUCGUUUACGACCACGACGUGACGUCAGUGGUCAUUCUGUACAACCCUCCGCCCACAGAGGCCUCGAACUACCCACCAUUCUGGCCGGAAAAACAGAAGUCGAUGAAGUACGGCCCUGUGUUUACCAUCGACCACCUCUCCCACCAACACUACCAGAAUAUCAGGUCGUGGAUGUUCAAGAUUAGCAAGAAGAUCAUAUCGCCGUACCGGUCAAGAUUGGCGAACCUUGUGGACGAGGUGGUGGUGAAUAAGAAUAUCGUGUCCCUAACGGAACUCAUGGCAGGUAUCAAGGCAGAACCCAAGAACUGCCAACUCUUCCAACUCAUGUGCUGGCCUCAGGGCCACAGAGUACCCACUUCUACCAACGCUCUUGUUGAGCUCAUGAAUAUGGUAGAGAGAUGGAGGCAGCGAACGGGCUACGGUCCAGUAGUCGUAGUCAGUCCAGACGGCAUGAGCAGAGCGGGUGUGUACUGUGCAGCCAACGCCUGCAUUGAGCAAGUAAUCCAGCACGGCGAGGUCGAUGUUUUCCAGGCUGUGAAGACAGUCAGAAGACAUAGACCACAGCUGACGAAUGAUAUGACGGAAUACAAAUAUUGUUACGACUUAGUCCUUCACUACGUCCUGCACUUCCUAUCGAAGGAGGACGGGGAAGAGUGUCAGCUUGAGGAAACGCCCAUUUCUGACGAGGAGGCUUACGCCUUCCAUUACGCCUGAGAGAGGCUUGAAAAAGAUCGGCAGGUGCCUCCAGGUGACUGACAGGUGACUAGGUGCCUCACAGGUGCCUCCAGGUGCCUGACAGGUGACUAGGUGCCUAACAGGUGCCUCAGGAGAGUGAAUAACAUAAAUGACCGACUGCUCAUUUUUUGUUUUGUGUCUUAUUAUUAUUAUUAGUAGUAGUAGCAGUAUUAUUAUUAUUAUUUUUGAAAUGCACAUUGUACUGGAAUAAAUACAUAAAUACAUGCACAAGGUAUGUAUAACUUGUACAUUUGAAGUCCUGUUCAUUUACUGAGGUCAUUGAUGAUGUUAAUUGUAAGUUUUUAUCAUUGUUAUUUGUCCUUGUUAAUCAUGUUACCACAGAAGAUGGUGAACAUCUUCUGUCCUGUUUUACUCUGCUAAGAACUGUGCAUCGACGGCGUUGUGCAUCUGUACAUCAACGGGUGUGUACCUGUGCGAAUUCAGGUGUGCACCUGUGUAAACUCAGGUGUGCACAUGUGUAAAUUCAGACGUGCACCUAUGCAAACUCAGAUGUGCACCUGUGUAAAUCCAGAAGUGCCCCUUUGCAGACUCAGAUGUGCUCGUGUGCAAACUCGAGUGCGCACCUGUGCGAAUUCAGAUGUGCACCUGCGCACCAUCAAAUCUGAAACGGAUGACGACUGUUGAAACUGGAUUUAGUUUAAGAGCUGUAAAACAUUUCAUUUCUUUAAAAAAUGACUUUGUUAAGCUGGGUUCUUAUAAAUAUUGUUGUCUGUUCUUCAACUUUAGUGUAUACGCGUAUAAAUAAGGCUUUUGUUCUGUGACUACUGUUAAUAACUAGAUCACAAAACCAAACGUAAUUAUUGUGAGACUUCGUCUCACGUAUUAAACCUUCAUCUGUAAAUAACCAUCAUAUUGUUAAAUGAUACGAUGUAAUGGGGUCAAAAAAUUGUGUUUUUGCAGGAAGAGGUUUGUUGAUUUUCGUUCUUAUGAGGACCUCGAAAAUAAUCGUCCCUUGGAUGUAACAUAUCUGCUCAUUGACGUUCAGUUUCCUCAAACUUCUUUACAUAAUCCACCCAGAACUGUAGGCGUACAGAGGACAAAUUGGAUUCUUGUAGGCAAAACCAGCAUUAACGAAUUCAUUUCCUUCAUAUGCCCAGUCAGUUCACGGUGGACGAGUUUAGAAGCUCAAAAACGGUAAAUAUUCUUAAUUUAUGAUCCAAGAAAACAGGACGGCUUGACGAUCUAGUGACAGACGUAGUAGCCUAAGAAUUCUAGAAAUCUGUCGUCAGAAUCACAACUGACCGUCUGCGCAGAAUCAACAAUUAGCGAUGACUGUCGGAAGAGAUUGGUGAUUUAUGAUGGUAAAUUAGCAGUGUAAAUCUCACUCUUUCACUCCCUCUCUCAUUCUCUCUAUCUAUCUAUCUCUAUCUUGUGUAUGAGAAGUAAAAGCCAUAUAUAUCGUAGCGUUGUUAUGAUGGAACACCCGGGUGGUGAGAAUCCAGUUUAGUAGCUUCACGAGAAGUGUUGAAUAUUUUCUUAUGCUCGGCGAGUUGUAUGUGACGUUAUCUGUUGAUGUAUUGUACGAGUUUGUUACGCCCGACUCUUAGUGACUUAAGGUUGUUGUUGAUCAUUCAGUACUACAGUCUGCAUCGUCUGCGUUGCGCUGGCACGAUUAUUAAGUUUCUCUCUUUCCUUUGUCUCAAAGCGUUUUGAUAUUUAAGUUGAUCCGCACUGAAGCUACGGUAGAUUAGCCCAGAUAAAAACUGAUGCCAGACUUCCAACCGGUUUCUUGUGUUUGUUUUCCUUCUCCACGUCUUUUUCUUCUUUCACUCUUCCUCCUCUUCUUCUAGCGCUUCUGUCUCGUUGCUGUUCGAACAAAGGUUUCCCUGAUCGCUGGGACACUCCGGCGGCUACAUCCCGCAUGUCAGUUCACUUCUAACAGUGUUGAGAUAAAACCUGGAAUUUCAAUCCAGCCAGGCAUAAAUAUAGGUGUAUUUAAUCUUUUUUGUCCAAAGUAAUUUGCAGAGAUUGGAAACUUUAUAUCUGUCAUGUAGAGAACUGGCAAAUCUAGUCAUUUUUAUCAAUUUGGAGAGGGGAAAAAAUUCGUUCUUUCUAACUGGAAGUGUUAUUCACAGUCAAUACAGAGAUAAAUCAUCCCAGUUCUGAUCCUAUGGCUUCCUUAACGAAAAGAAACUUGACAGUACUUCUAAAUCAUUUGGACAGAUGCAUGAUAACUUUCAUAAGAAUAAUACAAAUCCUAAAACAACAUCAUUAACCAAUUAUUCCUUCCAUUUUAAAAGACAUAAACUAUAUUUUGUAAAUUUACAUUGUAUAAUGAAGCAUUUAACGCCCUCGAGUAACGCAAGCCAGCAGAAGUAGGUCUAUCUUUUUUAGUCACCUAAGUGAUUAGCCGAAGAAAUUAUGGACAUUCUGACGGAAGAAUUAAGAUAAGCAUUUUUGAGUCAUUUAAAUUAAGUAAAACUAAAGACGAUUAAAAUUGUAAAAAAAACAAAGAGAAUAAAGCUCUGCACCAAAUGCGAAGAGUGUAAUGUGCCCCCAACUGUUUUUGUGGACAGAGCGAACGCCUUGGAACCAGAAACCUUCAUUUCAGUGAUAGAUACAAAACAGGCUAUUUCAACACUUGACGGCAGCAGCAACGACAUUUGACUAACUCUCCACGAUUCCUUGAAAGCUUCCUUAAGAAGAUGGAAAAGAUUCCGUUUGGAUAAAGCAUUCCUUUUUUUCCUCCCGCCCCCCCUCCCCUCACCCUCCCGGACAUACUAAGCGAUUGUCAUUUGUCUUCGUCGGAUUUCAAUAUGCAAGGAACUAUCAGCAGCGUUUGCAGAGAGAGUGAGUAUCUCGAAAUGUGUGUAAAAAAUGAGUAAAAGUUGUAAAAAAAAUAAGUUAUGAAUGAUUUCUCGUAUCCUUUCCGUACCGAGAGUAAAAGGAAUAAUUAUUUACCUCAUUCCCAUCUCGUUUUUUUUAUAUUCGUGAUUUAGUUUUUGUGUCUUAAACUGCUCAAGAUUCCUGCUCGUUUUCAGAAAGAAGAGAAUACUGGAUCCCUUUGUUUUACUCUUGUGGUACCUUCCAAAAAUCAUUUAUCAUCAUCAUCCUUAUUUAUCAUUAAUACUAUUAACAAUAUCAUCUUUCCUUUAUACUAUGGAACUAGUAUUUGUACUCUUCAAAAAUUUCUAAACAAACCGCCACCACUUUUUAGUAUUUUAGGUCAUGGAUUUAAAAAAAGCAAUAUA
Macrobrachium nipponense is the source of this 6520-nucleotide messenger RNA. It is a transcript of the gene Ptp36E, whose product is annotated as receptor-type tyrosine-protein phosphatase kappa-like. The transcript is spliced from 18 exons. Lineage: Eukaryota; Metazoa; Arthropoda; Malacostraca; Decapoda; Palaemonidae. Gene Ontology annotation, biological process: protein dephosphorylation. The record is from RefSeq and is a predicted model, not a curated record. Gene Ontology annotation, molecular function: protein tyrosine phosphatase activity. The coding region runs from base 1098 to 3287 and encodes 729 amino acids.